AUGAAUGUGACAGGACCGGUGCUACCCCCACCUGGCGAAACAGUGAAUCCCAAUCCUCGGCCAUGGCUGUUCACAGCGAACUGCAUCGCGAUCGCCGUGGGUCUUGCGCUGAGCACAGUCUUCCUGGUGAUCCGAAUCUACACCAAGGCACGGAUUCUGCGGAAGUUCUGGUGGGAUGAUGUAUUCAUUCUCCUGGCCUGGAUCUUUUCCGUCAGCACCCAGGCGGUCAUUAUAUAUGGCUGCCUCGAUGCAGGCUUUGCAAUAGACAUCUGGGACCUGUCUGUCUCAGAACUCGUCACCUAUCGAAAGACCAUUCUUGCCAUGGCGGUGAUCCACAUCCAGGCGCUAGCGUUCGCCAAAUUCGCCGUCCUGAUGCUGUACUACCGAGUCCUCAAGUUCAUCACUCCGUGGCGGUACACACUCUGGGCCGUGGGUAGUAGCAUCGGACUCUACAGUGUUAUCCUAGUCUUCAUGCUUAUCUUCGCCUGCGUGCCGAUCGAGGAUGGCUGGUCCCUCACCCGCCCUAGUGCCUGCCGACGACGAUCGGGCCUCUAUCUGGCCACCGCAAUCGCCAACACCGCCAGCGACAGCAUCUUGCUGCUCAUCCCGAUGAUCUUUAUCUGGGCCCUGAACUUACCAUUCAUGCAGAAGAUUGGUUUAUUCUGCCUGCUUGGUUUGGGAUGUCUUACGGUUGUGACCAGUAUCGUUCGCCUGGUCACUCUCAUUCCUCUUCUCGAUUCGAAUAACCAGCCCCAUAACAUCGGGCUUGUGUGUCUCUUUAUAGUCCUCGAAGCAAAUUUCAUUAUCCUCUGCGGCUGCCUCCCCUUCACGCGCGCGUUCCUGCACCACUACGCCCCGAAAUGGUUCUCCUCGCGCAACGGGAGUCGGGGCGACCGGUAUUACUUGAUGGGGACGCCCCCCUCCAGCCUGACCUCGCCCUCGCACAUGACCCCCCCAUCCAACAUGGCUUCGCCAGCUGUAUCAUCACCGGAAUACCGUCGCAGACCAUCGUACUUCGAUAUUGAAGCCAUUCUGAACGACAUACCACCGGCGGAAUGUUCUGAGUUUGCGGGUCCACCGAGAGAGCCCCUGCCAGCUUGGAAAGGGCCGAUACGAAGUGACAUGAUCGAUUGA
Molecule: messenger RNA, 1134 nt
Organism: Aspergillus brunneoviolaceus CBS 621.78
Lineage: Eukaryota; Fungi; Ascomycota; Eurotiomycetes; Eurotiales; Aspergillaceae
Exons: 7
Coding region: 1-1134 (377 amino acids)
Source: RefSeq, a predicted model, not a curated record